AUACGAGGUGUCAAAUUCAAAUGUUCCUCACUAACCAAAGUAUCUCAUACAUUAAACAUGAUGAAGAGACAAAGAGAAACCGAAGAAAAAGAGAGCAUAGAUUUAGCAACAAGUCUAAUGUUACUUUCUCGUACACAACAAAACAAAACAUUUUCUUCUCCAAUUGAGUUUGAGUGCAAAACAUGCAACCGAAAAUUCUCAUCUUUUCAAGCAUUAGGUGGUCAUAGAGCAAGUCACAAGAAAUUGAAAAUUGAGGGACAACAAGAAUCACUCAAAGGAAACAAUAAUAAUGUUAAAAAAAUGCAUGAGUGUUCGAUUUGUGGACAAGAAUUCAAAUUGGGUCAAGCUUUAGGUGGACACAUGAGAAGACAUAGAAAUAAUGAAGCGUUUUCGAAUUGUUUUGAAAAAUCUUCUCCUGUUUUGAAAAGAUCGAAUAGUAAGAGGGUUAUGUGUUUGGAAUUGGACUUGAAUUUGACACCUUUGGAAAAUGACUUGAAGUUGUUGUUUGGAAAUAAGGCACCUCGAGUUGAUCUUUCUUUAUUUUGAUUUUUUUUUUUUUUUUUCUGACCAAACUCUUGGACAUAUACAUCAUCAUGUAUUCCUUUAGUUUUUUGUUUUUGUAAUAACAUUUAUUUAUGGAUAUAUAUAUUGAAUUUCAUUUCAUUAAAUGAUUUGUAUCAGAGUUUUGUAAGUUCUAGCGGAUGAAGAUAGAUUAGACCUUUGAAA
Messenger RNA from Cicer arietinum (chickpea), 726 nucleotides. RefSeq names its product zinc finger protein ZAT7. Gene Ontology annotation, biological process: response to chitin; response to stress. The record is from RefSeq and is a predicted model, not a curated record. Lineage: Eukaryota; Viridiplantae; Streptophyta; Magnoliopsida; Fabales; Fabaceae.